Brassica rapa (field mustard) is the source of this 7447-nucleotide messenger RNA. RefSeq names its product receptor like protein 24. The record is from RefSeq and is a predicted model, not a curated record. Gene Ontology annotation, molecular function: protein binding. NCBI's taxonomy places the organism in Eukaryota, Viridiplantae, Streptophyta, Magnoliopsida, Brassicales, Brassicaceae.
AAUUAUUUACGAGUUUUUUUGAGUAUCUAAGAACUACUUACUAAAUAAUAAUCUAUUAGAAAUAGACAUGAAAGUUUGUUUUAUUUAUUCUACUUAACAUAACAUCUUAAUUACUUUAAACGAAAUAUUUGUUCAUAUUAUAAAGAAGACAAAUAAAAAUAUAUAUGAAUAUAUCAAUAUAUAAACAUUGUAUAAUUUUUAUGAUGACAAAAAUGUCUUCUCUAAACAAGUAACAUAUAAUAACAAGUCAUGUAGUUAAGUUUUUAAUACUUGUUACUAUAUAAUACUUAACUAGAUGAUGAGGAAUAUUCAAAAAUCAAGACAUAUACGAAAUAAGUAAUAAGUAUAAGAAGAGUAAUGAGUGUUUGUGUCCAAUUCUAAAUACAACUAAAAGAAAAGACAAAUAUAAAUAAGUAUUUAAUAGAUCAUGUAACAAAUAGUAAUGAGGCAAGUAACGAGUCAAGUACUAAAAAUAAUAAUGAUACUUGAUAUUUGAUAUUUGAUUUGGUCUUGGAAGUAAUGAAAGUUGUCGACUUGUUACUUGCCUUGGCAACACCGAAUACUUAAAUUUUUAAGGCGGGUACGAGUCAAGUAACAAGUUUAAGGCGAGUAACGAGUAAUGAUGCUCAACCCUAGCUUUAAUGACUUAAAAGCAGAGAUGGGACUGAUUUUGUAAACGUUUUGGAUUGGAGAGUCAAAUUAAAGCAUUGACUGAACCGGUUAUGUUAUUGAUAAUAUGUACCCAUACUUAUCUUCUAGUAAGAAAUUUGAUUUGCUUACGGUAAUAAAUUAUGUAUUUAGAAAAAUAAAACAGAUCCAGCCGGACCUAGUGUCUCUUCGGAACAGCUUAAAUACGGCUACCAAUCUUAGAAAAUGGGAGCCUACAAAAAAAAUGAAACAGUUUUGUGGAUACUAAUGAAACACAAGAGAUGUAUCAAUAAGUAAAAAUAUAUAAUAUCUUUAAUAUGCAGAAACACAGAAAAGAUCUUCACAGAAGCAGAACAAAUCCCACAAAUAUACAAACUAACGUCACUGGUUCCACCAGCAACCACCAUAUAGACCACUGUAAUCGAUUGCAAUACCAACAGAAAGAUACAUACAUAUCUAUGACUACAAAAUUAGUUCGCCUUCGGAAACUGUUACGCAAUUCCAAGGCAUAAAUAUAAUCAUAUAUCUACACAAAAUUGGUGAAUUCAUAACAGAGCAACUAUACAAUAAUUUUUAUGCUUUACUCCAAAUCUAAAGCUUUCCUCAUCUUAGAGACUCUCAAUAUUCUUGUAUUUAAGGCUCACACGACUCAGUCCACCAAACCUCCAGGAAUCUCGAAAAACACAAAAGGAGAUAGAAGAAUCAAUAAAGAUGUUUACACCAAAAAAAAAGAAUCACAAAGAUGUACUCCGCUAAUUCACACGACAUUACACAGACAGACCACAAAACCUAGUGAACAAGUCUCUUGUGAUUAUAAUAUUGGAAACAAUAAAGUAAAGAGGAGAGAGGGCGAUAAAAAGAACAGAAAGUUGGAGCGACGUCUCUUGUACGUGGAACUUUAAGGAAAAGAUGAGAGACUCUUUUGUAAGAGUGAUUUACAGUAAUAGACACUUUUUGUCUUUUUAUUACAUAAUAAGACACAUGUUGCUCCUUGCACACUUCUUUAUGUCGAAAAGACUCUAAAACCCCUAACUAAAAGAAUUAAAGCAAUUGAAUAUAUUUGCUGUCUUGGGCGGUGAAUCAAAUAUUUCAAUUACAAAUUAAUUUAAAAUCUUGAUCUAGGAAGGAUGAAACGCUGGCCACACAUUUUUUAUCUACUUUAUUCGUCUUUAUCUUUUAUAUUCUCUCACAGACUCCAUUCUACGAAGAGAAAAAAUCAUUUGAUUUCCUCUCAUUCUCUGGUUGAUGACGGCCGGUGUUAAAAGAGUAAAGUUUGAAGCUGAGAUUCGAAGGCCAGGUGUCAAGGUUGUUUGCAACAGAGAGAAUUCUGAGAAAAUAGUUAAAUGUGUACUCAAAGUCGGAUGUUUUUUUGUUUGGUAUGGAACCUCCACUCGGUGUGAUAUUUUUUUCUUGGAUUAUAUAUGUAAGUUUGUUGGAAUGUAAGUGGAUGGUUGAAUAGGUCAUCGUACAUGAGGAGAUGAAAUGGGAGUAUAAAAUCCAAGUGUACGUGUUGGUGUAUGUAGUAUACAAAAGACAUUGUAUAUGGUAUGUGUGUACAACAAUUGUGGAAGGAUAAUUGUGGACAGAGAUGGUGGAGGCUUUACGUACAUAUUAGAUUUGAUAUGGUACAUAUGUACAAUAAAGAUAAUAGUGUACUUGUGUACAAAGAAAAAAAGAUAUGUACACAUGGACAUUACAAGUAAAGGCAAUGUUCAAUAAGAACGAGGAGCAUGUGUCUAAUUAGAACAAAACCUGAGUAAGAAGAGUGAAGAGUAACAUGGACAUCUCUCUUUUUGUCCCUUUUAAUGUUGUUCCCAAAAUUUUUGUAAUUUAAGUGGAGCAGCAUAUUAACAGAGGUGAGAUGUAAACCACCUUUGGAGGCAAAUAAGAUCGAAGGUUCUUGAUUAACUAGUUUUUAUAUUAUUUUUUUUGGUAUUUGAACAUUUAAUCUUUUGUUUUACAGAGGUGAAAUGUGUUUGUUAGAAGAUCAAAAGAUAACUCAAUAACAAAGGUUCCAAGAAACUAAAUGAGGUCGUUUCUUAAGAAUCCGAUAGCAACGGGAUAUGUUGCUUGUGUUGAGAUGUUUAGCAGUGGUUGGAGAAUGAUAUCAAAUUUUGAUUCAAUACGAGCACGGAAUUUCAUAUUUAAAACAUACCUCAUGUUUCUUGUUCUAGAUUUCAAGGUAUACUUGGUGUACACGUAGGCAUAUGUGAUCUUGUGUACAUGUGGACAGAGUUUCAAAGAUGUACAUGUGGAUUAUGUGUGGACUGUGCAUGUGGACACUCUCUGUAUACAUGUGGACAACAUCCUUAGAAAGAUUUCUCUUUUUGUUUACAAACACCCGUCCAUGAUAUCCCGUACACAAGUGCAUGUCUAUAUGGAUAUGUAUAUUCAGAUCAGUUAGUAUCCAUAACCCAUUGUCUAUUUUAAUUUGUUAAUAUGGCUAUGUUUUCAUUAAGAGACAAUAAUUAAGACUUUGAUAAUGUGAUAACCUACCAACUAUGCAUUACUUAUACUUUGCUUGAUCCUUUCUCAGCAUAAACACGAUUAGGUGUACAUAUGUACACCAUAUAUAUAGUAUCUAUAUGUACACAUACAUGUGUGUGACCAACAACCUAAGUGCUUACAAAUACAUAUUUCCAGAGGAAAUCAAUAUGCAUUUUCAAUUUAAAAAUAAAACAGAACACGGCUUGUUCACAAGUUACCAUAUCAUACAUAACACCACUGGUGUAUUUUGAGAUUUAAUGGAAGGUAAGUUGCAUUUUCAGCUGAAAGUUGAUAAAAGCUUUCUAUAAGCAAAACCAACUCACUCCCAAAAAAUCAUCAUUGACAAUAGGUAGAAGUCCAUUAUUCUCUUCAGAUUUGUCCAUUGUCAUGAUUAAAAAUUGUAAAACAUAUGUACAACACAUCUAUCAUUAUCCACAUGUACAAAUAAUGUAAACAUUCACAUGUACACCAAAUAAUAUAUUCGGGGCCAUGAGGAGAUGGAAGAGGACCAUAAUAAUCAACUUCGUUGUUUCUUCGCUAUCAUAAGCAAAGCGACUCUUCGUAUGGCGAUUCCAAACACUAUAUAACCCAUCCAAAGAAAGAGAUAGCGAAGAGGGAUUUCAAAGAGAUCCUCCUUCGCAGCUAUCUGAGGGUUUCGACGGUGGUCUUGAGACUGAAGGUAGAGAAUUUAGAGUAGUCAAUCAAGGAGUAAUAAGUGUAGGAGGAAACGGGUGAGGAAGAGAGUGGAAGAAGGAGACGGUGAAGAUGGAGUUCGAGGAGAUCCUCCUCCGCCGCUGCUUAAGGGAUUCGACGGUGGAGGGUUUUGAGUAGGGGAUUCCGAAAGAAUAAUCCGUGUGGGAGGAGACAGUUGAAAAGUAACAGGAACAGAAGACGGAGAAGGAGAUGUGAGAUGUGGUUGGCGGCGGAGGAGAGGAACAUGGUGUGGUGGAAGGAGGAAAAAAUAUGAUUUUUAUAAUUGCUUAAAGAAAGAAGGAUAGAAUUGAAAUUUCAUGUUUUUUUUUUUUUGUAACAAAGGAAAAACUUGACAAAGUGUCUCGGUAGCAACAAGUGCUCUAUUAUGAAAUAAAAAGAUGAAAAGUGACCUGGGAUGUAAAUGUUUCCUUUUGUAAUGUGUUUCAUUGUUAUUGGUUCAUAUUCUCUAUGUUUUUUUUGUAUCAAAUCUUCUAUGUUUAUAAUUUAAUUGUAAAGUAAAUUACAUUAAUAUUAUAUAGAUAAAAAACUCUUGUGAGAAAGUGUACCGCUAAUGAUGCACACAAGUUAUACGUUUGAAAAAUCAACUAACUUUAGCGCCAUUAAGUUCUCCAAUCAAAAAUAUAAAAAGACUUCACGUAGCUCUCUAUCUUUUUCCAAGUCAAGUUGUGUGUGGUUACAUAUCUUUAUUUAAACCACCAACACUCUCUCUCAUUUUUCUUAAACCAAAACAAUUCUCUUCUUCACUACUAAUUCAUAAAGACCAUGUCUGAAUCCCGUUUGCAUUUGCAUUUUCUCUCGCUACUUUUGCUCUGUUAUGUCUCCCCUUCAAGCUUCUUUAACUUAAACAUCGAUUACAGUAGCUAUGUUGCUUGCGGUCCCCAUCAGACUCAAGCUCUCACUGAGUUCAUGAACGAGUUUGAUAGCAGCCAGUGCAACCUCAGUGAUCCCUAUAACGGAGUCUGGUGCGAUAACUCGACUGGUGCGGUCACAAUGCUACGACUCCAGGCGUGUCUCAGCGGAACUCUAAAGCCCAAUAGUAGCCUCUUCAGGUUACAUCAUCUUCGUUACCUUGACCUCUAUCAAAACAACUUCAUCUCAGCUACACUUCCUUCUGAAUUUGACAAUCUCAACAGGUUAGAGGUCUUAUAUCUUUCCAAUAAUAGCUUUGUAGGCCAAGUUCCUUCCUCAUUUAAUAACCUAAGCCUUCUUUCCUAUUUAGACCUUUCCCAAAAUGAUCUCACCGGUAGUUUCCCACUCUUACGGAAUCUAUCAAAGCUCUCGUUUUUAGACCUUAACAAUAAUCAUUUCUCUGGAACUCUGAAUCCAAACAUUACUAGCCUGUUUGAGUUGUACAACCUCCGUUACCUUGAUCUAAGUUACAACAACUUCAGUUCAUCACUCCCUUCUGAGUUUGGAAAUCUCAACAAACUUGAGAUCUUGGCUCUUCAGUCCAGCGACUUUUUCGGGGAAGUUCCUCCCACAAUUAGUAACUUAACCUCGUUAACAGAAUUAUACCUUGAUGACAACCAGCUCACUGGUAGUUUCCCACUUGUGCAAAAUCUUACCAUGCUCUCCGUUAUAGAAAUCGCUGAUAAUCACUUCUCUGGAACCAUUCCUUCUUCUCUCCUCACUAUGCCUUCCUUAUUAGUUCUCAAACUGCGUGGAAAUAAUCUCACGGGAUCUAUUAAAUUUCCUAACUCCUCUACCCCGUCUAGGCUCGAGUACUUGUACCUUGGGAAAAACCAUUUCGAAGGAAAAAUCAUAGAGCCUAUCUCAAAGCUCAUCAACCUCAAGCUUCUUGACCUUUCUUUGCUAAACACAAGUUACCCGAUUGACUUAAACCUCUUCUCCUCUCUUGAAUCUUUGUUGCACCUUGAUCUUUCUGGUAACAGUAUAUCUCCAGCCAGUUUAGAUUCAAAGUCAGACAUCCCAAUAAACCUGGAGAUUUUGUGGUUACAAGGCUGCGGCAUCAAAGAGUUCCCAAAUAUCUUAAAGAUCCUUGAGAAGUUGGAGUAUAUAGACAUUUCGGGAAAUAUAAUCAAAGGAAAAGUCCCCGAGUGGCUAUGGAAGCUUCCUCGUCUAAACACCGUGUUUUUAACAAAUAACUCGUUUAAUGGUUUGGAAGGUCCAGUGGAUGUUUUGGUAAAUUCAUCUGUGAAGAAUUUAUUACUAGGGCAGAACCAUUUUGAAGGAACAAUUCCUCUCCUACCACUCUCUAUCAACGUCUUCUCUGCGUCAGGCAAUAGAUUCACAGGGAGCAUACCUCUUUCAAUCUGCAACUAUAGAUCUCUCACGCAAUUGAAGAUAGGUUACAACAACCUCACGGGUACAAUCCCUCAAUGCUUGAGUAACUUUACGUUUGUGAAUCUUCGGAAGAACAACUUGGAAGGGAGUAUUCCUGACGCCUUUCAUAUCAGUUCUUCUCUAAAGACACUUGACGUUGGACACAAUCUACUCACCGGGAAACUUCCAAGAUCUCUUCAAAAUUGCUCAUCUCUAGAGUUUCUGGUUGUUGACCACAACAGAAUCAAAGACAAGUUUCCUUUUUGGCUCAAGUCUUUAUCAAAUUUGGAAGUACUUAUCCUCAGUUCUAACAAGUUAUAUGGAUCUAUAUCUCUUCCUGGUCAAGGUCCUCUCGGGUUUCCAGAGUUACGUAUAUUUGAGAUAUCUGAUAAUAAGUUUACUGGAAGCUUGCCACCAAGAUAUUUUGAGAACUGGAAAGCGUCGUCACUUAUGAUGAACGAAGAUGGUGGUCUGUAUAUGGUAUACACAAAGGCUACUUCGGGGAGGCUGUCCUAUUUCAAUAUAGAAGCUAUAGAUUUGAAAUACAAAGGUCUAUCAAUGGAGCAAGGGAGGGUCCUUACCUCAUACGCCACUAUUGAUCUUUCUGGGAAUAGAAUUGAAGGACAGAUUCCUGAAUCAAUUGGUCUUUUGAAAGCAUUGAUUGCACUCAACUUAUCAAACAACGCCUUCACAGGCCAUAUUCCUCUGUCUCUCUCCAAUCUUGGCAAGCUCGAGUCACUAGACCUAUCAAGCAACCAACUCUCAGGGACUAUUCCUAAUGGAAUCGGGAGCCUCUCUUUUUUGGAGUACAUAAAUGUGUCUCACAACCAACUCAAGGGAGAAAUACCACAAGGAACACAGAUUACCGGCCAACCUAAGUCUUCAUUUGAAGGGAAUGCAGGGCUUUGUGGUCUUCCUCUCCAGGAAACUUGCUUUGGGACUAUUGCGCCACCAACACAGCAACCCAAGGAAGAAGAAGAAGGAGAAGAGGAAGAAGUGUUGAACUGGAAAAGCGUGGCAAUAGGGUAUGGAACUGGAGUGUUGCUUGGACUUGCAAUAGCACACCUCAUUGCAACAUAUAAACCGGAGUGGCUCGUUAAGAUAAUUGGUCCGAACAAGCGCAGAAGCCUUUAGGAGUGUUUUUAGUUUGAGUAUGAUAUGAACCUUCAAUGUAUGUCAAGUGGUUGAUGUGAUUCCUCUUGUAUGGAAGCAUCUCUUUAUGUUUGUUGUAUCAUUGUCUGAUGCUUUGUUUCUAUUUCGUUUUCUAUAAAAUAAGAAGGGUGAACGUUUUGUAGUCAAUUUCAUGUGCAUCUCU